This is a messenger RNA of Zootermopsis nevadensis, 7322 nucleotides long. Its product is annotated as protein kinase C-binding protein NELL1. The record is from RefSeq and is a predicted model, not a curated record. Lineage: Eukaryota; Metazoa; Arthropoda; Insecta; Blattodea; Termopsidae. Gene Ontology annotation, molecular function: heparin binding; calcium ion binding; protein binding.
CGGACGCCAUGUGAACGAGAUUUUGUUACUUGGACGCGAAGUGUUUUCGAUAGUGGAUUAACAUUGUACUUUAUUGUGUUGCGUUUUAAUGUAGUGUAUAGAGGUAACGAAAGGUGUUUGUGUGGUGUUUUAACAUUAGUUUAAAAUAUAAAUAAUGUUAUAUAACAGUAAAAUUGGGUGGUAAUGUGGUAUGUGAGCUAAGUUACAAGUGAAGGUAGCUACGAGUCACGAACGAACGUAGCUUGCCAGGGCGAAACCAAGAUGGAAGGCUGAUUGGUACAAGUUGGUAACUGAAUAACAGCCACAUUCGUAAAACAGCUUUAAGUGAUAACCAUUCUAUACAAAGUUGCUCCACAAAGUGCAUGGCAUUAAUUUCUUGGAUACCUACACUGGAGAAAACAUCAUAUAAAUACUGAAGGUAAGGUUAUGAACGGAAGAUCUACAAUCAUGCAAACGUAUUAUUGUUACUAUCUACUUUAUGACGUGGAAGGAGAGAUUACGUGAACAGCACUGGGCACUAAUGGAUUAUAAACAUUUAACCCGCAGGUCAGGAGAUGAGUAUCGAUAAUAUCGAUAAUAUCGAUCUUCUCGAGUCCCUACACCUUCACAACACUAGCCAUCAGGGAGUGACAGAGACUCCAGGCCCCCAGCGUCUGAAACCUGCCUACAGCCUGCAAGUUCGUAUACAGCAACAAGACUUCUUGGCUGAAACACCGUGUGUCGAGAAUCGAUUUUUAUUCCGUGGUACGAGAAAACAUUUAGGUGAUCGCCGUGACUUGAGAUUAAACCCGAAGGUAUACGACAAAGCUGUAGGGUUACUGAGGAACAAUUCAGAAUUUACUGUGGCCGUAUCACUCCGCCAGGAAGAAGCCAAUGUUGGCACCAUUGUUUCUUUCGCUCAUGGCACCAACAGGUACCUGGAAUUGCAAUCAAGCGGUCGAAAGGACGAGAUUCGGUUUCACUAUAAAGCACAGCACGAAAUGACAGCUAAGAUAGAGACGUUCCCUUUCCGCCUGGCUGACAACGAAUGGCACAAAGUCGCUGUAUCGGUGAGUGGAGCUCAAGUCGAACUGCUGGUAGACUGUCACCCGCUCUAUCGGAGAAUUAUACGUCCUCUGGACCGGAACUUCACUGUGCCACAGCUCGGGCUCUGGAUCGGGCAGCGUAGCCGAGGACACUCCUACUUCAAGGGUGCAUUGCAGGAGGUUCAUCUCAUCUCGGGCCCGCACGGGUACCUGACGCAGUGUCCGCAUCUGAGUUCAACUUGCCCCACCUGUGGACAGUUUUCAUUAUUGCAGAACACAGUGGAACAACUCACAAAACAUUUGCAUGAACUGUCGGAGAGGCUGGUGGCGGCAGAAGGAAGAAUAAGCCGCGUGGAGGAGUGCGACUGCCAGAAGUCUUGUCGAGUAAACGGUUCAGUCCAUUCGGAUGGCGCCACAUGGCAACGAGGAUGUGAUAUCUGUUCCUGUGUGCAUGGUGAGAUCCAGUGUCGGCCCGUGCAGUGCCCUGACAUAAGGUGCAAAAACCCUGUGAUCAAUCCAGGGGAGUGUUGCCCUAGCUGCCUUAAGCAGUGCUACCUGAGAGGAGAGAUGUACGACCAUGGAGAAUCCGUAAACCCAAAGGAGUGUGUCGAGUGUGAAUGCCUCGACGGUCUGAUGAAAUGUAAGCGCAUCGACCCUGAAACCAUGUGCCCGCCACUGUCGUGCAGCCCACAAGAACAAUUCAGUGUGCCUGGAAACUGCUGCAAGUUUUGCAAAGGUGUUGACUACUGUAUUCUGGGCCACUUGUGUCACAUGAAUGCAACCUGCCUCAACUUACAGACUACGUAUGCUUGCCAGUGCAAUGCGGGCUUCUUUGGUGAUGGUCACUUCUGCCACGAUGUUGAUGAGUGCCAGCAGGAGGGUGGUCUGGAGGGACAUCACUGCCACAGCAAUACACACUGCGUUAAUACUAAUGGCUCAUAUAUCUGUGAGUGUCUCCCUGGUUACCGCCGGCUUGAUAAGUUCAACUGCGUUGAAUUGGACGAGUGUAGUACCGGGGAGCACGCGUGUCACCAGCGUGCGGAUUGCGUCAACACGCUUGGCAGCUACCACUGCAAAUGUCAGCAAGGUUAUGAGGGGGAUGGAUAUAACUGCAAGCCUGUUUGCAACCAGACCUGUUUAAAUGGUGGCGAAUGUCUCUCCCCUGGAAACUGUACUUGUCGAAAAGGCUACGUGGGACCUAGUUGUGAGUUGGAUCUCGACGAGUGCGCAUCAAAUCUCCAUCGCUGUCACAAAAAUUCUGUGUGUGUAAAUAUGCCCGGUUGGUACUACUGCCGAUGCAAACCUGGAUACCGAAGCAUUCUCCACGAUAAUAGCCAUGGACCCAUUUGCCAAGAUAUUGAUGAGUGUCAGGAGGGGACUGACACUUGUCACCCAUCUGCACGCUGUGUCAACACAGAAGGUAGCUUCCAGUGUACCUGCCCCACAGACAGGGGACCAGAUUGCAAGCUCAGUUGCAUGUUUGAAAGCAUUGAAGUUGGUAAUGGACUGACAAUCAGUCCCGUAGGACAGCCGUGUCGGCGUUGCGAGUGCUCAUCGGGUGUGAUAUCGUGCAGAGAGCCUACAUGUGACUGUUCAGUAUCUGGAGGAAGUGGAUCUGACAAGUGCUGCCCCCAGUGUGACCCGAACGCAGCAUGCAGACACCAGGAACUCAAGCACGUAAUGUUCCGCAGUGGUGAAAGGUGGAUCUACCAGUGCCAGACUUGUGAAUGCCUGUAUGGCGAGAUAGACUGUUGGGCUAUGGAGUGUCCGCCACUGAUGUGUAGCAAUCCAAUCCUGAAUCCAGGAGACUGUUGUCCUCUCUGUCAGGAUGACCCGUGUGACUUCGACAGUGGUAACUCAAGCCUAAACCCUGCAGGUGGUGGGAAGCCUUGCACCUACCUCGGGCACCUAUACGAGUCAGGAAGUCAGUGGAAGGAUCCAUACGAUAAGUGCACAGCGUGCAACUGCAAAGUGCCGUACUGCGCCCAAUUGGAUGGACGUCUCUGCUGCAAUUAUGAUUUCCGUUGCUCUUCUCCUAUUCGCCAAUCCGUUAGUAUCACCACUGUCUCUGAUGACAGCAGGGUUGGAAACACUGAUGAAUCUCAUCAGGGUUUUGCUGAGCUCAGUAUCACAGAAGAAAAUAUCAGUCAAAUUGGCCCACCGCAAGCACAGAUUCGAGAGGCUAAAGCUAGCGGUAUCGCGAGUGAUGUCGCUGCCGACGUUAACACGUCGGGUAGCAAGGACCUCUCAAAGUUCAAAAGUGAUGGUGAUCGAGGUGGUGAAAAUACUCAAGAAACUGAUAACAAUGGCACUGUACCAUUGUAUGUUAAUAGUUCUACAGUUCUCAAUAAUUCUGCCGUUACAAUCAAUAAUGGACCUACUACAGAUGUGUAUACUAGUCAAAACUCUUCUUCUAGGAUCGGUGUUAGUAAUCAUGAUACUAAGAAACAUUUUAAUGAGACUGAAGGAUCAGGUGUACAGAAGACCAACACAACAAAUAUCAAGAUUAACGGCAAUCAAAACAACCGCAGCGAUGAACGUGGAAGAUCGAAUGCCGACGAUUCCCACGUGCAAAAACGUGAAGUGAUAAUGAAACGAGUCUCGAAGUUCGUUUACUUGACUGAUGAGGAGAAGAAGGUGGUUGAAGAACGGAAGGGGAAUAUUGCUCAGGUCAAAAGACAAGGAGGUGCGGACGAGUGAGCAGAACUGUUGAGAGCGUCCCAUGGUAGGGAAAUUAUAUAUCUUCAGGAUGAAAGGUGCUUAUUGGAUUGAGGUCACAAGCAGCUGAGCUAAGUUAGGAGGAGGAUGUAUGACAGGCGAUUCUAGCCAUCACUGUUGGCUUUUUGUAAUGCUUUCUAUUUGGAUUUGAGGCUGACUCCCUUUAUCGUUAGAUUUACUCGACAUUUGUAAAAGAAUCUGAUGUAUGCAGUAGGGUUAAGAUAAAUCGAAGGAACUGUAAAAUUCAGGUUCUUGAUUCAUUACUGUAUAUUAAUUCUAAGACCCUACUGUUUGUGAAACUUCUCUCGUGACUGAGAAAAAUUGGGAGGAUGAACAAAUGGAAUUUGUGGCCUCCGAAAGAAAUAAUGAAUUAUCAUAUUUCUUUUCAAAGGACUGUAUUAGAGAGAAGGGAAAUUAAACUAUGAUGAAUAUGUAAAAUGUUAUAAUUUUACUUAUAAAUGAAUGACAGAAAAGGGGAUGGCUGUUAUUUCAAUACACAAAAAUAGAAAAAUUGUAUGAAAUGACUGAGGCAUUCCAAAACUUGGGAUAGAGACAAAAGAUUCAGAAUGUAGGAAAAAGGACGUAGAAUACAAGCAGGAACGUGGUCUUAGGCUCUGAAUAAUGUGGUAGGAACACGAAAAGAGGAUUGAUCUGAAACAUUCCUGGAAAUUAAAUGUCAGCAAUUACAUAAUAUACAAAUAUGUGCACUAAAAAAUUUUUAAAAGAAUAAAUGAAAAUACAUAAUUGUACAAUAUCAAACUGUUCACAUCCAAAAUAUCUCACAUAAUAAAAAAAAGAGACAGAGAAAUAUUUUAAAUCAGCACAAUGGCAGUACUUUGCUGGCUCAGGUAUACCAGUAAACCAAAGUUGUAUUCAUACGGCUUAAAAUAAAGGUUUUCUGGGAGUAUUUAAUUUGAUGAAGUUAAUAAUGCCGGUAAUGAAGCGGUUAUGGGAAGCCCCUGCUUUUGAAUCAUUACUUGUGCUUGACAAAUCCAAACUGUCUUCCUGUGAUGGCAUGGAUGAGUGUGAUGAUGUAUCUGUGAAAUUUUUGUUUGUUGGAUAUAGGAAGGGAAAUACCAUUACGACGACAUGGCAUGUUUUAAUUACGCCAGGAAAAAUAUCUUUGGUUUUAAAUAUAUGAGGUAACUUCAUAAUAUUAACGCAAAACGGUUAAUGUGACUGUCUGCGUGUGGAACGUGGGACAGUCCACGAGUACCGGAAAUAGAGUUUUAAUAUUGCUGAAACAAAUAUGCAUAACUGCCAUAAAACUGAAUAUUUGCGUGAGUUACUGCUGCUACAAAUGAAUGCAAUAGGUUAAAUGUGAUUGGCAUGCAUUGUGAAUGUAGUGUGAACAUUUCCAGAUCAUUAAUAAAACUAAUAGUAAAAGUAACAUUGGCUGUGGUAAGCUGCAGUAUUGCGUAUUGAUGUGAAUGAUUUAACGAGGGAAGCAUUAUUAUUGCAAUAAAGGUUCUUAGAAAUGGGGGAAAAAAGAUAUUUAUGUCAAGUUUCGGUUGUGAACAGAUGCAAAUUGAAACCUAAAAAUGGUAAUUGAGCAUUGUUUGUUGUUGAUUUUGGUUCUCAUGAUUUGUGCACUGAACUGGUGUGCUUGGAUGAAAGUAGUUAAACGGGCAGGAUAAAAAUACAUACUUUACAGAACUCGACGUGUAUCAUCACACACAGAAGUGAUUUAAUUCUAAUUGAUCAUAAUACCAUUUUUGCUUAAAAUGUUAAACAAAAUGCUGUAAUGUUCUAGUCAGAGGGGGGGAAAAAAUCACAUCCAUCACCUAGAAUUAGUUGUAUUUAAAACGCAUUGCUAAAUGGUUUAUACACCUUACGAAGUAUAGUUGGGUGUCGUACAUAAACUCGAUGCAGCUGUUGAUGCAUAUCUGGGGGCUUUCAAUAAACAACCCAAAUUUAUUGUGUUGCUAUUGUAUAUAAAUAUAGAUACAUAUAUAUAUUUUUUUCCUGUAAAAGAAUCUGAUACAUCUAGGGCAUGGUUGAUACAAGUUACACUUCUUGCUAUCAAUAUAACAUCUGUUUGACUUGUUACAGUAUACGCGUAUGCCGUUUAAAAUUAGACGUGCGUCUUGUCAUGAAAAAAGAAAACUAUGGAUUGUACAGGACAGUUAAGAUGGAAAAAUAGAUAAAUGCUGAAACUAAAAAAGAGGCGAGGGAAAGCUGAUUAUUACGGAUAUCAUAUGCUGACUGCUUCAUCCAUGUCCGAGGUUUGAGCUACAAUUGUGAUAAAACUCUUGCAUGUGCAUUAAUAUGGAAACUUUAAGUGUAUGUACGUACAUCCUACCUUUCCGUAUUCUUCUCUCCCGCUCUCUGAUUCCUCAACCGUGUCUUCAACUUCAUGCAAUGUAAUACUUUAGUUCCUGUUUUAAAAGUGAUUGUAAUUACAACAAAGUAAUAACGUAGCUUAAAGAGAAAAUCUGAGUAAGAUUAUAGAAAAUAAUUGACUGAAUACUUAAAAUUUAAGCAUCAGAAAAGUGCAGAAACCAGAUGUUUUAUUGCAAGAUGUUUAAUAAAUAUUAUCCAAGAAUAUUUGCCUGCCUUCUUCCCUUAAAAUUCCAGACACAUUCUGUGUAUCUGAUGUUAAUGAUAGUACCACUGACAAAAAAAUAAUUAAUAAAUGCUCGCAAUUUUAGAGUCACUAAUUAUAAUACUGUACGUAGCACAAAUAUAACUUAUUAUUACUGCAGGUGGUUUCAGCAAGAAAUCAUUGCUGAAUUGUAAAGCAAAUAAAAGUUGUAAAUUAAUAUAAAGAGAGAGAGAGAAAUCGGCAGAGUGUAUGUUGUGACUGGAGAGAGAGAUAUAUACAUUUAGCUUCUUAACAAAGGAAAAUUUUCUGUAAGUUUCUAGCAUUGUUAAAGGCAAGUUAAGAUCUCUUGUUGAAUGAAACUAUGUGCCGUAAUUUAUUUGUUGUUCAAACUAUGGUAAAAGGACAGUAUAUAUCUGUACCAUGAAGUUGGAGAAUGCUCACAUCUCCUGUAGUAUCUCUUAAUUUAUUGCUCUAUGAAAAGAAAAGUUCUAUAAAUGUAUUCAUUCAAUUUUUUUUUUUACUAUUGACAGCACUGAUUGUAAAUAGACUAUUGUAUGUAACGUUACAAAAAGAAUCCUGUGGCAGUUUUUUUGUAAUAUAAGUUUUAACUUGUGUUUUGUACCCAUUAUAAGUCAUCCAAACAGUAUUUUUCAUUUACCAAAAAUCAAAAUACCAAACCAUGAGUCAGUGUAAAUUUCUAGUCAUAAAUUAGAAAAAGAACAAUCGAUGAAUAACAAACGAAGUGAACAGAUUACCUCAAUACUUGUAAACUAUCUCUGUUAAAAAAAAUAAUAAUUUGAGCAAAUAGUAAAUUAAACUAAGAGAAACCAAGCUUUAUGUAAAUUAUAUCUGUACAAUUGUCAUGUUAAUUUCAGUUCUUUUUUGUCUGCAAACAUGAAGGAGGAAAGAAUUGAAAAUGUUGUUUUAUAUUUUGCAGACAUUUGAAUUAAUUGUACAGGAGCAUAUUGUGUUUCUUCUGUUGUAAAAUGAAUGUGUGCCAAUUAUUACAAAUAAAUGAUAAAUAUAAAACAAAA